Lineus longissimus is the source of this 2799-nucleotide messenger RNA. RefSeq lists its product as uncharacterized. The transcript has 2 exons. The record is from RefSeq and is a predicted model, not a curated record. NCBI's taxonomy places the organism in Eukaryota, Metazoa, Nemertea, Pilidiophora, Heteronemertea, Lineidae. Bases 1 to 2799 code for a protein of 932 amino acids.
AUGAGUGACACAGAGACCAAACAUAUGGAGGCAGACAUCCGUCGACUUAGCUCGGAACUUGAAACUUUAAACACACGGCUGACGAGCCGCCUUCAAGCUUCCACCCCUAGACAACAACGUCGAAAGUUGAUACAAGAAAUUGAUGAGGACGCCCAGGGGUGUGUGUUUGAACAUAGAAAUGUGUCACCAAAAUCAAGUCCCAGGUCUUAUGAACUUUAUGAAGACACGCAUCGCAUGCCCGAGCCUAGUGGGUAUCCUGGGGUCUCGCCAGAGAAGCAUCGCAUGCCCGAGCCAAGUGGGUAUGCUGGUGUCUUGCCUGAGAAGCAUCACAUGCCCGAGCCAAGUGGAUAUAGUAGUUACCUGCAAGACAGGCGUCACAUCACUGAUCCAAGCAGGUACCAUAGUGAAUUGCAAGAGAGGCGUUACAUGCCUGAUCCAAGCGAUUAUCGUAGUCACUUCCCAGAAAGGCGUCCAGUGCCCGAGCCAAGUGGGCACGAUGUUGCAAAUUCUGUUGAACUAUCAAAUUUAGCAGAACUCCUGGCUAACCAACAAGACUCUCUCCCUAGAAUGGAGCCUGAAAAUCAAAGUGUUCCAGUCAAGGUCUACGCUCUCCUAGAUCCUCAAUCUGAUUCCUGCUUCAUCAAAGAUGAUGUCCUCGAUAAAUUGGGUGCCGAUGGACCGACUCUCACGCUCCGAUUAUCUACCAUGCUGGCAGAGGACUCCAUCCAGUGCAAGAAGUUAGCUGGUCUUAGGAUUAAGAACAUGGAGAGCACUGUGGACUUGGCUAUGCCCUGUACGUACAGUAGGCAGUGCAUACCAGCUAGCCAUUCCUUAAUUCCAAAGAAAGAAACAGUAAUCAAGUGGUCCCACCUCAGAGAGGUAGCAAAGAAACUUUAUUCCUAUGAGGAAGACCUUGAGAUAGGGCUGCUGAUUGGAACCAAUUGUGCUCAAGUUUUAAAGCCAAGAGAAGUCGUCCCUGGUGAAAGCAAUGAGCCCAACGGAAUCUGGACAGAUCUUGGGUGGGGAGUCAUCAGGAUUGUGACCCAAGGACUUGAGGAGGAAGAGGAGUCGAUGUGUAAGAUGGUCUCCAGUGGCCAAAGCGAAAGAAAAUGUCAUUUUGCCCUGCGCACAUCUGCUAAGGAGAUUACGACUCAGAGGGUAACUGAGAUGUUCGAGAUGGAGUUCCACGAACAACAGUCUGACAAGACAUUGUCCAUGGAGUACAGGAAGUUCAUGGAGAAGGCCAAAAAUGGUAUUUACCAACUUGAAGACGGGCAUUUUGUAUUGCCAUUGCCGUUGAAAAAUGAUGAUAUUCGACUCCCAGAAAACCGUCAGAUGGCGGUGAACCGCUUGAAUCAUCUAAAGCACAAAAUGGUUAAAAAUCCCCAGUUCAGGAAGGACUACACAGCAUUUAUGCAGGAUAUGCUUGACCAAGGUCAUGCUGAACCAAUCCCAGUAACAUCCAAGGGUACCACGGGCCAAGUGUGGUACGUACCUCACCAUGGCGUAUAUAAUCCACAGAAGCCAGGAAAGAUUUGUGUCGUAUACGAUUGCAGCGCGGAGUUUAAAGGGGAGGCCCUGAACCGUCAGCUGCUUCAAGGGCCAGACCUCACAAAUAACCUCUGUGGGGUGCUGACUCAGUUUCGAAAGGAACCAAUAGCGUUCACAUGCGACAUCCGAAAGAUGUUUUAUGAAGUCAUUGUGGAAGAGGGGCACCGAGACCUUUUACGUUUCCUUUGGUGGGAAGACGGCAAGUUGGAUACCGAGCCGAAAGACUAUAGAAUGACGCGCCACAUUUUCGGUGCCACAUCAUCCCCCGGUUGUGCGAACUAUGCCAUGAAAGAGACUUCAAACCGAUACGAAGGCCACUUCGGAAAGCCCACUGCAGAUUUUAUACGCCGUAAUUUCUAUGUUGAUGAUGAAGCCCAGUCAGUUGUCACAACUCAGGAAGCAACAGAGCUGAUAGUAAAAUCAAGGGAACUUUGCAAAAAGGGAGGAUUCCAUCUCCAUAAGUAUAUAUGCAAUGAUAAAGAUGUUGUCAGCAAAAUCCCUGAAGAAUUCAGAGCAGCAACAAUCCAAAGUUUCGACAGCCACUCAGAGAGCUUACCAGUUGAAAGAAUAUUGGGGAUCCGGUGGUGUGUGGAAUCAGACACUCUGCAAUUUGCCAUAACCUUGAAAGAAAAGCCACUGGCCAGGCACGGAAUACUGUCAACUGUCAGUUCAGUGUUCGACCCCCUUGGCCUGGUAGCCCCUGUCAUUUUGGAAGGUAAACGCAUUGUCCAGGAAUUGUGUCGAGACAACAAGGGUUGGGAUGACCCUAUUCCAGACAGCAUCAAGACAAGGUGGAAAGCUUGGAGAUCACAGUUAACCAACCUAACCCAGUUUAAGAUUCCUCGUUGCUAUCGACCACCUGACAAGACACAACAUCAGAAGCCAAGGCUUCUCGAGUUGCAUCACUUCUCUGAUGCCAGCCUACUUGGAGGUUAUGGACAAUGUAGUUAUGUAAGGAGAGUCGAAGAGAACGGCAGGACAAGUACAGCCCUUGUGAUGGCCAAGUUUCGUGUUAGGCCAAGCAAGCCUACAACUGUUCCUCGCCUGGAACUGACAGCUGCUGUUUCAUCCGUCAAAAUCAGCAAUUUCCUGAGGGCCGACUUGGACUAUACCCAAGACGUCAUUGAGCACUUUUGGACAGAUAGUAAAGUUGUGUUGGGCUACAUCUCAAAUGAAGCCAAAAGAUUUCACAUAUUUGUGGCCAACAGAGUCCAGCAGAUAAGAAACAGCACCAAGCCUGAGCAGUGA